Messenger RNA from Colletotrichum acutatum, 1134 nucleotides. RefSeq lists its product as uncharacterized. The coding region runs from base 1 to 1134 and encodes 377 amino acids. Lineage: Eukaryota; Fungi; Ascomycota; Sordariomycetes; Glomerellales; Glomerellaceae. The record is from RefSeq and is a predicted model, not a curated record. The transcript has a single exon.
AUGCCAACAUCGUGUUGUCCACAGUCUAACCGUACUGCAGCUGAACUGGCCGACAUGGUCAGAAGGCAAUAUCACAGGUUCCCUUCCGAUACGUGGGAAGCUACACGGCUCGCACUCGAAAAUCCAGAGCCUCAUCGCCUCUUCGAACACAUUGAAACACUCAUCUCCACACGGAAGAUCAAUGCGAUUCUUCAUAGCAAUGCGGACUUCCGUGGACUCAUGGCAAGCCUGUAUGGUCAACGAUACGAGUGGCUUCGAGAUGCAGACCUCGGAGGCGCUCGCUGGGGUGUGACCCAAGAAGAGGGCGUCGAGGAUCUCGCCGCGCAAGCCAAGGCAGCCGAAGAAAACAGUCCAGAAUUAGAAGACCGGAAGAGAGAUAUCAUGCUCAGGAAGAUUGUCGAAGGCGGCGACGAUCUGGAUAGGUGGGCCAAGGUCUUAGGCUUUGAGGGCGCCAGCUUCUCCCGGGCCGAGGUCGAAGCGGUUGCAGCAAAGAUGAGGACCGAGUCUGGCUUGGUGGAAGGCGAGGGCCGUCCCGCUUAUGGCGUAGGAGAAGAAAGAGAGAGCAUCGGCGGCCCGGAUCAUACCGGGUGUCUGGACGGACCUGAAGGCACCUACGGCCCUUCAACGUACGCAGGUCAGUCGAGCCUCCUUGUCGAUGAAGAGCCGGUUCAACCUGAGACUGUACCGCGAGCCCCUGCCGAGGGAGGAGAGGCACCCAGAAACCCCUUUACGACGGAGUGGCGCGCUCGCGAAAACCCCGGCAACUGGAAGUGGCCGCAAACCUUUGACUCCUAUUACAGCAGCAACCAAUUCAUCAGGAGGUCAAAGAAGUACAAGCACCCUGAACGGAACUCUCCACCAGACGACGAAGAUGAUGAAGAGGAAGACGAGGAGGAAGAUAGCGAGAGUGACUCGGCUCAGGAAUGGGAGGGAGACAAUGCUGAGGGUGAACGGAUGCCCCCAAGUGCGUUAGCUGCCUGGGCCACGACUAUUCGGACUCGGAAAAAGUCUAAAUCAAAGACAGUAACAUCUACUCGAGGCGAGGGUUCUCGAAGUAGACAGAAAGAUAAUGGCCGAAAAGGGUCACGGUUACGUGUAAGUCAGAUAGACCAAAGGAGUUGCCCUCGAGAAUGA